GCAUCUUAAAAGAGCUAAGCUUUUCUGCAAAUAACUAUCCUCUCUAUGGAUUGCAAUCAGUUGCCAAAACGCCACAGCAAAUUAAAUGUUUCGCUUUCCCCCAGAAAACAAAUCUGUAACCAAUCCAUGUGCACCCGGAACGGAUUGCGAUGACUGUGUCCAACCUGAGUGUGGUCGGUUGCAGGAGGACGAACAGCGCGCUGUGCCUCAGUGCCGUGGAGGGACAUUUGGAGGCGACCUUCUCCAAUCGCAGCCUGAGCCCCACCGGGCACCUGCUCGUUGCGGUGUGCUUGGGCUUCAUCGGCACUUUCGGAUUCGUCAACAAUCUCCUGGUUCUCGUGCUUUUCUGCCGCUACAAGGUGCUGCGGUCCCCCAUCAACUUUCUACUGAUGAAUAUUUCCUUCAGCGAUCUGCUGGUGUGCGUGUUGGGGACGCCGUUCAGCUUCGCGGCGAGCACGCAAGGGCGAUGGCUCAUCGGCGACAGUGGAUGUGUGUGGUAUGGCUUUGCCAACUCAUUAUUAGGCAUUGUGUCCCUCAUCUCCCUGGCUGUGCUAUCAUACGAACGCUACUGCACAAUGAUGGGUCCCACGGAGGCUGAUGCCACCAACUACAGGAAGGUGGUGGGUGGGGUGGUGAUGUCCUGGGUCUACUCUUUAAUCUGGACUCUGCCCCCCCUCUUUGGCUGGAGCCGUUAUGGGCCAGAAGGCCCUGGGACCACCUGCUCUGUAGACUGGACAACCAAAACAGCCAGUAACAUCUCUUACAUCAUUUGUCUCUUUAUUUUCUGCCUCAUUGUCCCCUUUCUAGUCAUUAUCUUCUGCUAUGGUAAGCUGCUUCAUGCAAUUAAACAGGUCAGUGGUGUGAACACACACAUGAGUCGCAAACGAGAGCACCGGGUUCUUCUCAUGGUUAUUACCAUGGUGAUCUUCUAUUUGCUCUGCUGGCUGCCCUAUGGUAUCAUGGCUCUGCUGGCAACAUUUGGAGCCCCAGGACUGGUGACUGUGGAGGCUAGCAUCGUGCCCUCCCUCUUAGCAAAAUCCAGCACUGCCAUAAACCCUGUCAUCUACAUCUUCAUGAAUAAACAGUUCUACAGGUGUUUCAGAGCGCUUCUCCAAUGUGACACACCUCAGCGAGGUUCCAGUCUUAAGAGUUCUUCAAAGGCAACUAAACUGUUUCGGCCUGGAUGGCGCACAGAAAACAACUUUACUUUUGAGGUUGCCUCAGUUGGGCACACAGCGACACCCAACCAGGCUAACCCAGUGGAGGAUGGCCCUCCAUCUACGGAUAAUGCCAAACCAGCAGUGGUAUCCCUUGUGGCUCAUUACAACGGUUGACAGCUAUUCUUUGUCAAAAAUGCCAACACUUGAAGAAACUUUUCACACAUAAUUAGGGAAAUGCAGUAAGACAUUAAGAAGAUUUUACAAAGGUAUGAUAAAAUACUAUAAAAGACACUCUUCUGAGUGUCUUUUCAGUAGCUACUUUUCGAAGAGCAGAGAGCAUUUUUUAAAAGUCCUUUGGAGAAAACAAUGUUUGUAACACUGUUUAACCUGAUUUUUUGUUGUAAGAUGAAUGUUCAAGCUCAAUUAGUACUAAAGUUAUUUGCACAUCACUUGCCACUCCACAAGCAAUUACAAAUUCAUGCUCACAUUGUCACAGUCACAGUCACCAUGUUUCCUAGGACUCUUAUUUUGAAUGGUUUUCAUCCUCUGUCUCCUGUUUUCCCCGGACUACGUUUCCCAGCAUUCACUCCCCUCAUCACUGCCAUCUGUUCCCCAUCAUUGUUCUCGAUUCUGUCAUCAGCCCUCCUGUGUAUAAAUACCCACUAGUUUAGUCCCAUCAUUGUCAAUUCUUGUUCAUUGUUAGUUGUUACACUGUUUAUGUUAACCCCAACGACUGUCUUGUUUUGUAGCUUAAAUCAUCGUCUUCUGUGUAUACUCGUCUUCAUGCUGUUGUCAAUUAAAGUAUCCCUGCACUUUGAUCCCGCUCUCUCGCCUCAUCCCUACAAACGUGACAGAAGAACUGACCCACAAACAAUAUGGAUAUACCUGCUGUUAGGAUUAUCCUCCUCGAGCAAGGGGACCGUCCAGUUGAGGAUCAUGUCCUUGAGUUUUUCCAUCUGGCGAAUUUGGUGCACUAUGAGGACCACUCUCUGCUGGCUUUCUUCAGAGCUGGUCUGAAUAGUGCACUGAAUGAGCUGAUGCCUCCGGCGGAUCCUCACUGGACGCUGGCUGACUACACGGAGGUGGCUCUGCAACUCUGUGGCUCACCCUUCACUGUGGGAAGGGAGGAUGAGGACAACUGCUCCAAGCCUUCCACGGCUCCUUGCUCCAAGCCUUCCACGGCUCUUUGCUCCAAGUCUUCCACAGCCCCUGUCUCCAUGGUAACUCCUCUCCAUACAUUCCCCCUAAAUAAUUUUUUUUUGGAGGGGCUCACCAUCUCCAAGCUCUGGUGGUCGAUUCCCCAAUGCAGUCUGUGGUAGUGGCCACAGAGGUGACAUUUCCCCUGUACGCUGGUGUUUUUGGCGGGAACCCCGGGCCACAACCAGCGCCCAUGCCUGCCACGGUUAAUGAACCAGUGCCCAUGCCUGCCACGGUUAACGAACCAGUGCCCAUGCCUGCCACGGUAAACGAGCCAGUGCCCAUGCCUGCCAUGGUAAACGAGCCAGUGCCCAUGCCUGCCACGGUAAACGAGCCAGUGCCCAUGCCUGCCACGGUAAACGAGCCAGUGCCCAUGCCUGCCACGGUUAACGAACCAGUGCCCAUGCCUGCCACGGUAAACGAGCCAGUGCCCAUGCCUGCCAUGAUUAUCAAGCCCAUGCCCAUGCCUACCACAGUUAACGAGCCAGUGCCCAUGCCUGCCACAGUUAACGAGCCAGUGCCCAUGCCUGCCACAGUUAACGAGCCAUCGCCAAUGCCUGUAGCCUCGACCAUCCCAGAGCCAAUGCUUGUAGCCUCGACCGUCCCAGAGCCAAUGCCUGUAGCCUCGACCGUCCCAGAGCCAAUGCCUGUAGCCUCGACCGUCCCAGAGCCAAUGCCUGUAGCCUUGACUGUCCCAGAGCCAAUGCCUGUAGCCUCGACCGACCCAGAGCCAAUGCCUGUAGCCUCGACCGUUCCCGUAACAACGCUCCCAGCUGUCCGGAAAAGGAGGAGAAGGAAAGGGACACCUUCUUCCCAGUCUCUGCCUGUACUCACAACCACGGAGGUCGUUCCCUAGUCUCUGCCUGUACUCACGACCACGGAGGUCGUUCCCCAGUCUCUGCCCAUACUCCUGAACACGGAAAUCGUUCCCCAGUCACUGCCUGUGCUCAAGGGAAUUGUUUCCCAGUCAUCCAGGGCUCUUAGUCCCGAGCCUCCCACGGCUCCACCUUGCAUAGCUUCGCCCCUCGAGCCUCCCACAGCUCCGCCUCCCAUGGCUUCACCCCUCCAGCCUCCCACAGCUCCGCCUCCCAUGGCUUUGCCCCUCGAGCCUUCCACGGCUCUGCCUCCCAUGGCUUCGCCCCUCGAGCCUCUCACGGCUUCUCCUUCCAUGGCUUCGCCUCUCAAGCCUCUCAUGGCUUCGCCUUCCAAGUCUUCGCCCCUCGAGUCUUCCACGGCUCUGCCCUCUGAAUCUUCCACGACCUCACCAUCUAUCACAGAACUUCCUGAUGGAGUGGUGGUGGCAUAGUGGACUAAAGCACUGAACUGGUAAGCAGAAGGUUGUUGGUACGAUCCCCACAGCCACCACCACUGUGUCCUUGAGCAAGGCACUUAACUCCAGGUUGCUCCAGGGGGAUUGUCCCUGUAAUAAUGGCACAUUAUAAAGCCAGUGCCCAUGCCUACCACGGUUAACGAGCCAGUGCCCAUGCCUGCCACGGUUAAUGAGCCAGCACCAAUGCCUGUAGCCUCGAUCGUCCCAGAGCCUUGUCCAUCCCAGAGCCUUGUCCGCCUUCCAUGGCUUCGCCCCUCAAGCCUCUCAUGGCUCUGCCUUCCAUGGCUUCGCCCUUCGAGCCUCUCCCGGCUCAACCUGCCUUCGUCGAGCCGUCCACGGCUCCGCCCUCAGAGCCUUCCACAGCUCUGCCCUCAGAGUCUUCCACGGCUCUGCCCUCUGACCUCACGACCUCACCAUCUAUCACAGAACCUCCUGAUGGAGUGGUGGUGGCAUAGUGGAAUAAAGCACUGAACUGGUAAGCAGAAGGUUGUUGGUUCGAUCCCCACAGCCACCACCAUUGUGUCCUUGAUUAAGGCGCUUAACUCCAGGUUGCUCCAGGGGGAUUUUCCCUGUAAUAACGGCACUGUAAGUUGCUUUGGAUAAAAGUGUCUGCCAAACGCAUAAAUGUAAAUGUAAACCUCCUGACCCAGUCCCUGCCCUGUGGCUGCCUCCCAGGCCUCCUGACCCAGUCCCUGCCCUGCGGCCACCUCCCAGGCCUCCUGACUCUACCCCUGUCCUAUGGUUACCCCCUGGCCUCCUGGGGCCAGUUGCACCAGCUAUACGUACGUUACAACUUAGCCUAGUUGUGGCGUAAAUAGGCACUAAGUCACAGUUUACGCACUACUAAAUAUUUGAGCGUUGCACCAUUAAACUUAGGUAGAACGUAAACCUACGUAUAAACUAAAUAUUUACGGAAGCCUCUGACCAGGAGUAACUGAUGGAAUAAAAAAGCAGACUGAUAUUUUAUUACAUCAAUGAGCUCGUGUUUUGCGUGAGAAGCUUCAAUGCUUUCGACAUAUAUGAUGAUGUUGACAUUUACACUCCUUUACAUUUACGAGAUAGAAAAAAAAACGUACUUUUAAGCGGCUCUUCAGCAUGAAACCAAUCUAAUGAUGCAGUUUUCAGGAUGCGUCGCCCGGUGUCAAGUUUCAACAUAUACGAAAUAUAUAAGAUAUUAAAAUGAAUAAAAUGUCUAUUUUUCCAGCCUGUUGUAUAAGUAUUUAUCACCCCUUAUUUAUUUUAGAUACAGCUCCUAUUUAUUGUUAUUUACACAGGGCAAAUAUACUAUUUAUCAAAUGUAGCUACUUUUAUUAGGUAUCAUAUUUUAAUUGGGAUUUAUUUUAUUACAUCUGACAGUUACGGGUUACAAGGUUUGAACAUCAACCAUUACGAGCUAAAACUGAAAUGCACGGCUUUUUAAUACUUCUGUGUACAAACUUGAAGGCUGUUUAUUGGAUCAAUACAGGUAAACGUCAUAUUAUGCGACUAUGCAUUACUUUACGGAGAGCUUACAACCUACUAGUUAAGUCUUGCCUUAAGAACAGGUGGUGCAACCAAAUUAAGCACUGACUUAGUUACAAACUAACUAGUAGUUACUAAGAACCUAGUGUGAACUUUACGUCCUAACUUACGUGAGAACUUACGCACAGCUGGUGCAACCCUACCCUGAUCACCCCCAGACUCCUCCAUGGUCUUCUCCUGGAUCCUCCCCAGUCACCUGUUUCCUCCUGCCCUCCUCCACCUUUAAAUGCCAGGAGUCGCCUUGUGGGGGGGGGGGUUAAUGUCACAGUCACAGUCACCAUGUGUCCUAGGACUCUUAUUUUGAAAUGGUUUUCAUCCUCUGUCUCCUGUUUUCCCUGGAUUACGUUUCCCAGCAUUCACUUCCCUCAUCACUGCCAUCUGUUCCCCAUCAUUGUCACCUGUUCCCGAUUCUGUCAUCAGCUCUCCUGUGUAUAAAUACCCACUAGUUCAGUCCCAUCAUUGUCAGUUCUUGUUCGUUGUUAGUUGUUACAGUGUUUAUGUUAACCCCAACGACUGUCUUGUUUUGUAGCUUAAGUCAUCGUCUUCUGUGCAUCCUCGCCUUCUUGCCAUUGUCAAAUAAAGUAUCCCUGCACUUUGAUCCCACUCUCUCACCUCAUCCCUACAAACGUGACACACAUUUGUCUUUGUUAAAAUGUGUUAAAAUUACACGGAGGACCAUUUAAGUUUGAGAUUAAAUAUUUUGUCAUUCUUGUGACAAUUAUCUAAACUACUAUGACACUGUUUAGAUGAAACAGAACAAGAUCAAGAGAAAGAAAAAGAAACCAUUGUGUCGUGUUAUGAGAGUUGUGAUCCUAUAUCUGCAUAAGUAAUCAUUUGAAAAAUAGUUUUUCUUUUGUUCUGGUUUAUUUUCUGUCCUGCUGUUUGCUUUUAUGUUUGGUUUUUGAUUACUUAAGAAAAUCGGAAACAACAUUGUUCGAACAUUAACUUGAAUGUAGCAAUCCCGCACAUCAGCACUUUAUAUUUCAGCAAAUAGACCAUUGGGGUAAUUUUCAUAGCCACGGUCUAUUCCAUUGAUUAUCUGUCCAUUUGAUUUCUGGAGGAAGUUAGAAUAAUAAAUGAAAUGUAAUAGUGUUGAAAAUGGCUUCAGAAUUGUUUACUUUUAAGUUAUUUUUAAUGACUAAUUUUAGAUGUAUGUGCCGGUGAAGAGCCCCGGCUUUAUCGUUGUCAACAUAUUAAAUUAGUUACAAUCUCUAAACACAUUCCUUUUAUUAAAAGGAAUGCACAAAUUUAAUUCUAAAAUGUAAGUAGAUGUUCGAGAUGAGCAGAACUUAAAGUUCAAGGUUCUGUAAUUUUUUUUAGAAUAAGAUGUUCUAAAAAGCUCUUUUAAAUAUUUUAAUAUGCUCCUUUUACUUGUGCAUGACCUGUGUUUUAUUUUCAUUCACUCAGUGAUGCUUCAGUCUUAUUUGCUUUAUGUUUGAAACAAUAAUGCAGUAAUAAAUAUCAGAAUAAUGCACAGAACUCCACAGUAUGUUUACCUUGCUGACAGCAGUAUAUCUACGAACAUAUUAUUGCCUAAAACUAGGCUAAAGAAUAUGAAGAGGACUUGCUUAUUUGGUCUGUACAAAGCAUGUGCAAAUAUUAUGUGACUCAUAUGAGUCAUCUAGAUUCAGACUGUUAAAGAUCAUAAUUAAAAUUUUUACCUGUAAAAUAAUAAAAAUAAUAAAAAAUACAAUUAAAAUAAUGUCAAAUGAACUAAAUAUGUGAAAAAUUGUUCACAAUAUCCAUUUUUUAAAUUUUAAACAUCUUUUGUCCUCACAGGGGUGGAAACUCACUGAUAAGACCAUUCAUGUAUGACGGUUGUAGUAUAGUUGUAAUAUACAAUACAAAAUGUAUUAUUUUAUAAUAUGUACUUCGUAAAGUUUGUGAAAAUCUCAAACAAAGCUGUUGUAUAUUUGGGAUUUCAAACUGUUUAAUAAAAGGUCUUUGAAAGCAGAGUGGCGCAUUUUGGA
Myxocyprinus asiaticus (Chinese sucker) is the source of this 7178-nucleotide messenger RNA. RefSeq names its product pinopsin-like. NCBI's taxonomy places the organism in Eukaryota, Metazoa, Chordata, Actinopteri, Cypriniformes, Catostomidae. The transcript has 4 exons. Gene Ontology annotation, biological process: G protein-coupled receptor signaling pathway; visual perception. Bases 150 to 1334 code for a protein of 394 amino acids. The record is from RefSeq and is a predicted model, not a curated record. Gene Ontology annotation, molecular function: G protein-coupled receptor activity. Gene Ontology annotation, cellular component: photoreceptor outer segment; membrane.